Mizuhopecten yessoensis (Yesso scallop) is the source of this 1101-nucleotide messenger RNA. RefSeq lists its product as uncharacterized. The transcript has 9 exons. NCBI's taxonomy places the organism in Eukaryota, Metazoa, Mollusca, Bivalvia, Pectinida, Pectinidae. The annotation marks the transcript as partial. The record is from RefSeq and is a predicted model, not a curated record.
AUGGCGCGACUUAGGACCUUCAUGAAAGAGUAUGAGAAAUCUGCGGAGUUCCUGGAAGUCUACGGUGUCAACUUUGGAGUGUAUGACUGCCGAUCCCAGCCCAUUGAUGAGGAGCUGUGUGGUAUGGAUAUGAUAGAACACAAUAUCUACACCUACAGACAGGGAGCCACUCUCCUACAGCUCGAACUCCAGACAAUGUUCGACGUCAACUCCAUCAUGUCCAACAUUUUACAAUUAGUACUUUUGAGGGAAGUUCCGAUUCUACAGAGACGAGAGGAAAGGGAAGAUUUUGAGUACAGAAGUAGAGGAGUAAGGGAUAUCAUAUUUACAUUCCAGAAAGCUAUAGGAACGUAUGAACAUCGGAUAUUUAUGGAGGUGGCGUAUGCGUAUUCCGACAAUUUCCAGUUUGCCUUGUCCACAAGUAAACAAUCGCUACAAAACUUUGAUGACAUGGCGACAGACGACUCAGUGAUCUGGGUACUGCAGUGUAAGGACAGUAAGAAAGUGGAUCCCUGUCCAAAGAUACGUUACUAUGGUUACAUGGAUCUGGCCUCACUAGCCCAGUUUGUUCGAGCCCUCACAUUUCCUAAGCAGUUCAACAUCCCAUCAGACGGACCCACCUCACCAUACGCUCAAACUGAAAACUUACAUGUUAUAUACAUGUACUACAAGGCUGACAGUCGCAGCAUUGUGAUGGAACUAGCCGGGAAACUCUCCAAGAAAUACAGGGGUAUAUAUGGAGUGGUCACCGUCGAUAUUGAGUCUGCUGAUCCUCCAUUCUCUUUUGAUGGAGUGACACCUGCUGUGGGAAUUCUCAUGGAAGGGGAGGUAUCUCCCAAUUAUUUGAAUGAGGAAGUGACGCAAGCCAACAUCUUUAAGUUUAUAUCGAAAAAUGCAAAGGCUGUUAAUGACAUUAUAGCAGCUGAUGAUAACGGGAAUCCGUCCUCAUCAGCAGAUGAACAAGAAAUCACAUCAACAUCUAGUGGAGACUCGACCCUGGGUCCAUUCGAUGAGUCAGAAAUUCUUGCAGUGGAGACACAGGACGACCAAGUGGCAGAAGUUGUGUUUAAAGCAAGAAGGACAGAGAUGGACCUGACACUU